AUGGCGGCGGACGCACUCCAAGACAGGUCCGCCUCGGGCGGCCCCCGCAUAGCAUUCGCGUGUGGCAUCUGGAGCGACCUGACGAGGUGUCUGAAGCUGUCCUUCCGUGAGGCCGUCGUGGGCACGUACAAGGCCGAGGCCAGCAGCGUCGACUUCCGCGGCACGCCGGAGGCAGCCCGGAGCCAGAUCAACGGGUGGGUGGCUCAGGUGACGAGGAACCUCAUCGACUCGGUCCUCCCGGCGGGGUCGAUAAGCCCGGCGACUCGGGUCGUGCUCGGCAACGCCAUGUACUUCAAGGGCAAUUGGGAGGACCAGCCGUUCGACAAGAGGCACACCGCACACGAACCAUUUUACCGGCUCGACCGCAGCCAGGUCGACGUGCCCUUCAUGCAGAGCUCGGACUCACAGUUCGUCGCCGUGCAUGACGGGUUCAAGGUGCUCAUGCUCCAGUACAAGAUGGCGGCGCCAGAUUACCAGGAACAGGCGACAUCUAACUCCGAUCAUAGCGGGCAUACGCAGUUCUCGAUGUGCAUCUUCCUCCCGGACGCCCAUGACGGUCUGCUGGGGCUUCUGGACACGAUAGCGUCCCGGCCUGGGUUCCUGCAGGACCACCUGCCGGAGGUGCAGAUCACCCUCAGCGAGUUUCGGGUGCCAAAGUUCAAGCUGUCCUUCCACAGCAGCGUCGUUGCCGUCCUCAAGAAGCUGGGGCUCGAGCUGCCAUUCUGCCUGGAAGGCGACCUAGCUGACAUGGUGGAGGACGACGGCUCUGGCUUGCCGAUUGUAGUGGAGGAUGUCAUCCACAAGGCCGUCGUUGAGGUAAACGAGGAAGGUACUGAAGCCGCCGCGGUCACUAUGGUCAUCUCGGCUCCUAGAUGCGCACGAAGGGGGAGGAGGCCACCGCCUCCACAAGUGAAUUUCAUCGCCGACCAUCCGUUUGCUUACUACAUAGUGGAGGAGGCGACCGGCGCAGUUGUCUUUGCGGGGCAUGUUGUCGACCCCUCCAAGGAGUAA
This is a messenger RNA of Triticum turgidum subsp. durum (durum wheat), 1011 nucleotides long. NCBI's taxonomy places the organism in Eukaryota, Viridiplantae, Streptophyta, Magnoliopsida, Poales, Poaceae. The record is from the annotation of a GenBank genome assembly.